Messenger RNA from Plasmopara halstedii, 1983 nucleotides. RefSeq lists its product as uncharacterized. The transcript has a single exon. The coding region runs from base 1 to 1983 and encodes 660 amino acids. NCBI's taxonomy places the organism in Eukaryota, Oomycota, Peronosporomycetes, Peronosporales, Peronosporaceae. The record is from RefSeq and is a predicted model, not a curated record.
AUGACUUUCUCGUCGACUGUUCAGCUUCAAAUUUUUGGAGACCAUUUGCUUGACAAGAAAGUCGAGAGUCCAGAAAAGAAUGACAACAACAAUUCAGAGCCGCAAUGUACCAGUGACGGAAAAUGGGCAAGCUUAAAGCGGGAGGAUUCCUCACUUUUGAGCACUCAAAACACUGCCGAUACGACAAAUACGGUAACUAUGGUCAGUUGUGCAACUUCUGCUCAUUCGGAUUGGCAUGCGAUCGCGUCAAACUCUUUCGAUGAGACGUAUCUGGAAAGCGGUUACGGGAGUGGUACUGGAGGCAUGUCAAUAUCCUCUUCGAGCUCUUCCUUGGGCCACUUAAAUGAGCCAAUGAAUAAACUUGCAUUGGAAAACGAAGAGCAUGAUAUGCCAGUUAUUUCCAUGCCAUAUCCUGGUUCGAGCUGGUAUAUGGGCAAUAAAAGCGAAAAUGGUUUUAGUUUGCCUUCACUUGGUGGACUUACGCUUCGCUCUCAAGGAUCGAAUGUAAUGACGAAUGAGAAUGUUGCUUCAACCUGCUCGCCUUGUAUCCGUUCGAACAGUUUGGAUUAUUCAUUUACGACAGGACACGUGCCAAAUGAUGGGCCUUGUUCUGGAGUUUCUCUUUCUUUAGAACCAUUAACCCCAGGCAUGAGUCAAACAUUGGAGCCUGCAGAGUUACUAUUCGAGGACAUGAACCCGUGGUCAAACCAUGUUUCAGACUCGUACGAGAAUCAGCACUAUUCUCAGCCACCUCAGCCUGUUUAUAACGUAACGCCGUAUCCAAGCACAUUGAAUGGCUAUCUUUAUUUUGACGGUAUUACGAACAAUAACAAUACGACAGCAACGUGUCUUUAUGACUAUGCACCUCCAUUUCAGCAUCAUCAAUUGCCUUCUUCUAAUUGUGCAAGUCCUCUAAUGUAUCGGAUGAUCCAGCCACAAGACGUUUAUCCGACAGAAACGUGGAGCUCGAAUCAAGUUCCACCAUUUUAUUCGACGCCUUCAACCGCGACUACAACACCUGUUGAGUUACUUCCACAACAAUAUAAUGGAUGUGACCAAUACGUUUCGGCUGGGCCAAUGAAAAGGAUGUUAAGGUCUUCAACACUUCACCAACGGCAAAUGGACCAUCCCUCAAAUGAUGAUAAAGGUUUAGUAAAUUCAAAUACUUUAUCAACUACGAAUACGACGACUUCAAACCAAAGUUCAAAGAUUCAACUUCUUACUGCAUUAAGCGAUUGUUAUUGGAAAAAUGGCCGCAAGAACUUGCAGUGUUUCCCGUCGUGUCCCGAGCAUCAUGAUUUCUACUCGAUGAAAAUGAAUAAUCGCAAACAUUCCAGUGUCGGCGUUUGUCGUGGACCCGUUUACUGUCACGCUUUCACAGAUGCUGCAGACUUUCUACCUGCAGCGUCUACACAACAUAUGAAGCAGGAGAAUGGAUUGGGGUUGUCUAAAAGGAAUAAUGCAAGAGAGCUCUUUGUUCUUGGGCGAUUCGAGCGCGUUCCACAACAAGACACGACAAACUUGUUGGAAGAGCUCAAUCCACCUCCAACUUUUUCAAAUGCAGCGGUUUUUGAACCUUUUCGUUUUACGUGUUUUCAAGCAGUUGAAAUGGAAGAACGACGCAUUUUAUUGCCUCAAGAGAUAGAUGACACUUCCAAAGCUACUUCUACUAUCUUAACAGAUUCAAAAAGGCAAUUUCUUCGAAGUACAUGGUUCUUUUUACCAGAUGUGUGGAAAGUGCAACCAAUGUUAAAGAAGAAACGCAAAGCUACACGUUCAGCUCCAGCUCAAACAUUUCCAUUUUGUUUUCGUAUUUUCAUCUACACACGCGACCUCAAUGGACCAGGAUACUCGUGUAUCGCUGAUACAGCUUCAAGUUUUUUUGAACUUUAUUCGACACGAACAGUAGAUCGAGUCAAGCGCAAGUACUGGAGCAGUGACAGUAUGUCAGAUCAACGUCCAGCGAAACAACGUGGAUUCUGA